GUGGCUGAACAUACUUAUUCAGGCGAAUUCAAAGAUUCGGAAGAGGUGUUGCGAUGGCUCCGAUCGCAUGAAGAGGUCGUCACUUGGGAUCUGACCGACGACAAUUUCGAAUCCCGAACCGACUCUCACUCACCAGACGAGGGUACCCUCGACUGUUAUGAUGCUGACGAAGCACCAUGCAAUUCGUUCAUUCCCAUGUGGGAAACCGUGGCUCAUAAACUUCGAGGUUUAGUACACGUCGGCAAAGUUGAGACUUCAGUGAAUGAUGACGUCACCGAUCGGUUCCACAUCGAUGAAAAUGAAUGCCCGACGUUUUUGCUGUCAGUUUAUGGAUCACUGUUAUCGACUGAUUCUAUCAAAUUCCAUCGUGGCAAAAUGUAUCGCUAUAAAGAAUCCGCAAAAGACGUGCGAACCCUGACCAAUUUUGCUCUGUUCAAAUUCAAAGAACAACGAGGAAUGAGG
Messenger RNA from Ostertagia ostertagi, 462 nucleotides. The record is from the annotation of a GenBank genome assembly. Lineage: Eukaryota; Metazoa; Nematoda; Chromadorea; Rhabditida; Trichostrongylidae.